This is a messenger RNA of Phytophthora infestans T30-4, 2955 nucleotides long. Its product is annotated as DNA replication licensing factor MCM9. The record is from RefSeq and is a predicted model, not a curated record. Lineage: Eukaryota; Oomycota; Peronosporomycetes; Peronosporales; Peronosporaceae. The coding region runs from base 1 to 2955 and encodes 984 amino acids. Gene Ontology annotation, molecular function: ATP hydrolysis activity; single-stranded DNA binding; single-stranded DNA helicase activity. The transcript is spliced from 4 exons. Gene Ontology annotation, cellular component: nucleus; MCM complex. Gene Ontology annotation, biological process: double-strand break repair via homologous recombination; DNA replication.
AUGGGCCUCGACAUCAAGACUGUGAUCCAAGAGAAGACGCGCUGGGUAGCGUCCAAGCUCUCGCUGCGCAAGCUGCGCUCCACCAAGCGCUCCCGCAAGGCCAUGGAGACCACGGAACUACAGCCCGUCGCGCUCGCCGGUGCCAGUAGAGGCUUCACGGGCUCUUCGACGCAAUGCAACCAUUUCUCACGGACACCGUCAGGGGCGCAAGAACAGUGGACAGACAGUUCAAAAGGAGGCAGAGCACUCUCCGAUGGAUGGAAGGUCUGUCGAAUGUGCCAACGCAAGUUCUCGCCGUUGAGUAUGAGUCGGCAGUAUGCUGACUUCUGCUCGCUAGACUGCAAGUCCGCCUUUAUGCUUGGCCACGGUAAGCCUUACGACGACGAGGCCACUGGUGCUCGGUUCGAGCGUCUGGCGCCCGAGUACGAGGCCGCAUUCGCACGUUUCCUGCGUCGCAACUACCGCUCCGACCUGCAGCAGCUGCACCGCCGUCUACGUCACAUCUCGACGCCCUUCGCGGGCUUCAGUGAGACCCCGAAGCAGAGUCUCUUGGCCUACAGCCAGCGCGUGUGUGCACAGAGACUGCUGGACUUCAACGCGCAGCUAGGAACGCUACUAUUCCGCCACCCUGAACAGCUUCUCCCUCUUUUCCAUUGCGCUCUGGCCAAAGAAGUGAGCUGCAACGCCGGCGAGCCUCUGGAAGGCGGCGGACUGCCGUCCAUCCCCCUCAAAGCGCGUCGGAAACUCAAGGUGCGCGUCGAGAACCUGCCGCCAGUGCCGCCACUGCGUAAACCAGCGAUCAGUGCGAUCCGAUCCAAUGACGUCAAGCAGUUAAUCCAAAUAGCGGGCACUGUAGUGCGCACGGGGAUGAUCAAGAUGCAGGAGAUAGAGAGGGAGUAUCAGUGCUGCAACGCACGCUGUGGACACCGCUUCCUGGUUAAAUCGGACCCGGAACAGGGCAACGUGCUAGAGAUCCCGAAAGUGUGUCCAUCGGACAGUACAGGAGACACCAGUAGCGGCGGUAAGAAGCCGUGCAAAUCGACGCAGUUUAUGCCUGUUGGUGGCGCAGACAGUAGCGUCGUGUCGGACCACCAGGUGAUCAAGAUUCAAGAACAGGCGUCCAAGUUGGGCGUUGGGUCCAUUCCACGCUCGAUUUUAGUGGUGCUGGAGGACGAUCUGGUGGACUCGGUGAAGGCUGGAGACCGAGUGGUGGUCGUGGGGAUCUUGAUGCGCACGUGGAAGCCGUGCGUCCGAGGCGUACGCUGCGACCUGGAGACGACGAUCAAGGCGAACAGUAUCCGGAUCAAGAACGCCACGACGUCUCAAGUUUUGGUCACGGAGGAGCUACGCGCAGAGUUCGCGCAGUUCUGGUCGAAGCACAAGCGACAUCCGGUCCGAGGUCGCAACGAGAUUGUGGCGAGUAUCUGCCCCAAAGUGUAUGGCUUGUUCAUCGUCAAGCUGGCCGUCGCACUCACAGUCAUCGGUGGCGUGUCGUAUGUGGAUGAGACGGGCAUGAAGACGCGAGGGGAGCCGCAUAUGCUCCUUAUCGGCGAUCCAGGCACGGGGAAGUCGCAGUUCUUGCGCUUUACAGCCGAGUUGAGCCCUCGCUCCGUGCUGACAACAGGGAUCGGGACCACGAGUGCCGGUCUCACGUGCACAGCAGUCAAAGACGGCGGCGAGUGGAUGCUGGAGGCUGGAGCUCUGGUGCUGGCGGACCGUGGCGUGUGCUGCAUCGACGAGUUCAGCAGCAUCCGCAGCAACGACCGCACGUCCAUCCACGAGGCGAUGGAGCAGCAGACGCUCAGUGUAGCCAAGGCCGGACUGGUGUGCAAGCUGAACGCGCGUACGACGAUCUUUGCCGUGACGAACCCGAAAGGCCGAUACGACCCCACCAGCGACGUGUCCGUGAACACGAGCAUCGCCAGCCCGCUACUGAGUCGCUUCGACCUGAUCCUCGUGCUGCUGGACCGGAUGAACCCACGCUGGGACCAGGUCGUGUCUUCCUUUAUCCUCAAACAGGCGGUGGGGACGAGUACUAGCAUGAAGGAAGAAGCCGAACGAGACGACAAGGAGACGUCGUUUGAGGACAGCGACCACGUACCUCCUCGAGCAGUGCAGGAAGACUCGACGCUGUGGAGCAUCCACAAGUUGCAGGCGUAUAUCUGCCAUGUCAAGGACAAGUACAACCCGCAACUUAGUCGUGGCGCGAUGCUCAUUCUGCAGCGGUAUUACCAGAGACAGCGCGCGUCGGACAGUCGCAGUGCCGCGCGAACAACGAUCCGACUGCUCGAGAGUCUCACGCGUCUGGCGCAGGCCCAUGCUCGACUCAUGUGCCACGCGGAAGUCGCCGUCAUGGACGCUGUGGUCGCCGUGUUCGUCAUGGAAGUAAGCAAGUCGACGGACAAUUGCUCCGACAUGUUAGAAGGCGGCGUGGAGUCGGUGCUGCACUCCAACUUCUCCCAGGACCCAGAGGACGAGUACGCGCUGCAAGAGAAGCUCGUUCUUGACUAUCUCGUGCUGCAAGAGCUCAGCACAGCAGACGACAGGCCACCAGAGAGCAUUUCACAACGAAAACCUGAUCCUGUCCACAGUUUUCCGCUGGCGGCGGAGGAGUUCGAAGAAGCUGACGUUCAGGGCGAGUUUGCUGGAGAUCUGUACGUUGCUGGGACACUAGAAGAGCAGAUUCCGACCAGGAAACGGCCAGCAAGUCAGCAGGAGAGCGGACGACGUCGGCGACGUGCGGAUCCGCCAUCGCAGCCGUUCACCCCGUCGUCGCUGCCUCAGCGAGAAAAAGACGAUCUCGACGUCAUGGACGACUACCGUCGAGGCGGACAGCAAAGCCCACACACAGAGGAACAGCCGCGUGUGCCGCCGACACGUCCGCGCUUCGACUUUGGUCGCUGGAGCCAACAGGCCGAAGCCAGUCAAUCGAUCAUCAGCAAGUGGAAAAAGUAG